Messenger RNA from Halteromyces radiatus, 1641 nucleotides. Its product is annotated as caspase domain-containing protein. The record is from RefSeq and is a predicted model, not a curated record. Gene Ontology annotation, biological process: proteolysis. The coding region runs from base 50 to 1585 and encodes 511 amino acids. The transcript has 13 exons. Gene Ontology annotation, molecular function: cysteine-type endopeptidase activity. NCBI's taxonomy places the organism in Eukaryota, Fungi, Mucoromycota, Mucoromycetes, Mucorales, Cunninghamellaceae.
UUUUUUUUUUUCUUUAUUCUUUUACAUUCUUCACUAGAAUUAUUAAAUCAUGUCAUACCCUGGAAAUUAUGGUACUGGUGGAUAUCCUCCUCCUAUUCACACACCAAAUUACCCACCACCUCCACCUCAACAGAGUUAUCCUCCUCCCAAUUAUCCUCCUCCUCAACAAGGAUAUCCUUCUCACAACUAUCCUCCUCCUCCUCAACAAGGUUAUCCUCCUCCCAAUCAUCCUUCACCUAAUCAAGCUUAUCCUCCACCUAAUUAUCCUCCUCCUCAACAACAACAUGGUUAUCCUCCACCACCGCCUCAACAAUCUUAUCCAGGUUCAUCUUCUCAUGGCAACUAUCCUCCUCCUCCUUCUUCUGAUGGUAGACAAGGUUAUGGAUCAAAUACUUAUUCACCACCACCUCCACAAACGAAUAAUCCGAAUUACAGACCUUAUCCCAACAAUGAACAAAUUCGACCACCUACUUAUACUGGCCAAGAUCCUGUAUUCCGUCCUUCUGAUCCAUCAUUAUCUCAAGCAAACUAUUCUCAACCUCCAAACUCUGUGCAUCAACCUGCUCAACCAGCACCCUAUGCUCCAUCUCCCAGUAAUCAAGGUGCCAAUCAAUUCGUGAUGCAUGUGAAUCCUAAUAUGCAAAAUGUCCCACCUCCAAAUUUCUUACUCUCCAAUUGUCAAGGUCGUAAACGAGCUCUAUUGAUCGGCAUCAAUUAUUUCAGAUCGAAAAAUGAACUACGUGGUUGUAUCAACGAUGUCCAAAAUGUAAAAUUAUUCUUGAUCCAAUUGUAUGGUUUCCGUGAAGAAGAUAUGGUUAUAUUGACAGAUGAUCAAACUGAUCCACGAUUCAUCCCUACCCGGCAAAAUAUGAUCAGUGGAAUGCAAUGGCUAGUGGCCAAUGCGCAACCAAACGACUCAUUCUUUUUCCACUUUAGUGGGCAUGGUGGAAGUGUGAAAGAUCAAGAUGGUGAUGAAGAUGAUGGUUAUGAUGAAACAAUUUAUCCUGUCGAUCAUGAUCGUUAUCCGGGAGAAACUGGUCAGAUUAUUGAUGAUGAAAUGAAUGCUAUUAUGGUACGACCUUUACCUAGGGGUUGUCGAUUGACUGCUAUAUUUGAUAGUUGCCAUAGUGGAACUGCAUUGGAUUUACCCUAUGUUUAUUCGACUCAAGGUACACUGAAGGAACAAAAUAUGUUCAAGGAUGCUGGAAGUGGUCUGAUGAAAGCUGGUAUGGCUUAUGCGUCUGGUAAUGUUGGUGGAGCGCUUUCUUCUUUAAUGUCCCUUGGAAACAAGGUGAUGACUGGCAAGAAAACGGAUGAACGUAUCAAGCAAUUCAAGGGUUCCGAAGCGGAUGUCAUCAUGUUUUCUGGAUGCAAGGAUGAUCAAACAAGUGCUGAUGCUGUUAUCAACGCUAGAGCAACUGGUGCCAUGUCUUAUUCUCUUAUCACUGCACUACGUGCGAACAAGAAUCAAUCUUAUCUUCAAUUACUAAAUUCAAUUCGUGCUAUUCUUCGUGAAAAAUACUCCCAACGUCCUCAGUUUAGUUCAAGUCAUCCUAUUGAUACAAAUUUAUUAUUCAUUAUGUAAUGGUUUAUAUAAUUUAGUUUAUUACUCUUUUUUUUAUGGAAAAAAAAAUAAAAUAC